Molecule: messenger RNA, 951 nt
Organism: Sinocyclocheilus grahami
Lineage: Eukaryota; Metazoa; Chordata; Actinopteri; Cypriniformes; Cyprinidae
Product: G-protein coupled receptor family C group 5 member B-like
Exons: 3
Coding region: 41-289 (82 amino acids)
Source: RefSeq, a predicted model, not a curated record
AGCUCCAGACUAUUUUGACACAUCUCAGAAUUCAUCACGCAUGAGAGAGGCCAGCCUUGAUGAGGACAUCCCACUUUCACACAGGCAGUUUGUGGAGAACCAGGGAUACGCAUUUGAUGAAAAUGCUGCAGGGUUGAGAAGUGGUAGCCAUCAUAACGGCAACACAGGAGCCAGACCCAGUGCACCCUUCAGAAGUAACGUCUACCAACCAACUGAGAUGACCAUGAUACUAAAUGGAGGAGCAGUUCCAUCCGCACCGCCCACAUACACAGGAAGACAGCUUUGGUAAAGGAGUCUGGAAGAAGGGUGAAUGGAAAAGUGGUGUAAGAGAAAAAGAAAAAAAAAUCUCCCAAGUGAAUGCGGACUUACAGUUAGGAACAACAUUAAAGCCGCCAGUGCUCCAGUGAGACUAAAAUAAAGGACUUGGAUGAUGGUGUGUGUGUGUGUGUGUGUGAGCAAUUUGGCCAGCAUGAUAGAAGGAUGUUAAAACUGGACUACUCUUUGCACCAUCAAUAGCUGUAGUGAUUUGGAGUUAGUGUACUGGUAAAAGUAUUGAUGCAGUUUCACACAUUUCUCCAUUAAAUCAGCUUUUCAUUCCAACAGUAUUUUAAUUUUAUCACCAUCUCGGAUACAGCUAAAUAUUUAUCUUGCUCUGGCUUCAGAUUCACCCUGAAGUCAAAUUGGGCUCUGUAUGUUACAUGAAGAAUUUACAGAUCUGUCUGUACUGCAGUGGUGAUUGUGCAGUAAAACUUGGACAUUUGAUCAUUCUGUGAUAACUAGAUACAGUAUUUGGAUUUCUCUGGUCAAAGUUUUUUUUAUUUCGUGAGUUGUCUGUGUAUGAAUGACUGGUGUGCGUGCAACUGUAGCGCCAAUCCCCAUGCAACAUGCUGUGACAAAUCUUUAGCGUUCUUCUAUGGAUUUUUUUUUUUUUUAGCUCAAAUCUCACUCAAU